GGAUGAGGGUCCCCCGGCCCAGGUAGGGCUGGUGGGGGAGGGGGGAGGCCCAAACUCUCCAGGAGCAGGGGUUGGGGGAGGGGAGAGGAUGAGGAGUGCUUCCCUCUCUGCGUCCCAAACAAAGUGUCACAAAGAGCUCGGCCCGCGGCAGCAGCGGAGGCGGCUGCAACUCAGCUUUUGUUCUCCCGGCCAGGGGUAGCUGAGCCCUGGCCUCCUAAUACCCCAACCCUGCCCCCCGUCAUCCUUCUGGCUUAUCCUCCCCGGGAAUGGUCUGGGGUGCUGCUGGAAGAACCCCUUGUGCCCGGAUCACGGGUCCUACCGUACUUGCCAACCUCCUUCUGGGAGGGGGAUUUUCCCAGUCUCUCCUGCUUACCCCCAGUCAUAGGUGCCAAGACUGUGACCUCGCUAGGGUUAGCUUCAGUUAAGGGGACUUAGGGCUGGCUACAUGCCCCUUCCCUUAAAUCCAAGUUCUCUAGAACUUUCAGAAGAGGGGUCAAGUUGGGACAUGCCUCUGGGAUAGGAUUCACCAUGGUGGGUGGCAGCAGGUGAGCAGGUGUACCUUCCUCUUUUCCUCCUUCUGUACGUUUGCAGUCUGUGAGAGAUCCCCUGCCUCCAACUCAAGACAGUGAGGAUGGGGGAAGGAGGCUUCACCAAGAAUCAGUGUGAAGGGUGGGCAAGUUGUGGGGUGGGUUGGGUUUGGAGAAACUAUCUGAGCAGUGAGGUUCAGAGGGCAAUGGAGAACAUAAAUAAAACUGAUAAAACUGAACUAUUGGCAUGUCUGUGUGAUGAAGGUGGUCUUGACUCUAGACCACCUAAGAAGCCCCAUUCCCUUAUAACCCCAUCUAUUGCAGUCUUAAGUCAUCAUUGUUCCUAAAGCUGACUUGGGAGGUGGGAUUCUCUACAGAGGGAAAGCAUCAAGCAUUAGAGAUGAUCAGAAACAGGCCAGAAACAACUAGGCCCCUGAAGUCCUGAACCCUCACCCCUUACACUCUGACCCUGAAACCAUUUGAGCCACAUAUCUUGAAGGACAAUUUCAUCCUCCAGUUAGCAGAUGCUUCUAUGUAUUUGUCCCUGCUGUUUCUGAGAGUCUUCUCACCAACCCUUCCAUUCUUCCCUACUCAGUAAGGUUUGAUGGUCCACACCCCACCGCCUCCCUUACCAGAUUGCCUAGCACAUAAAAAUUUGUAAACUGGCCUUUUGUUUUGGAAAGAUUUCUGAUCCCUAUCCCUGGCCCUGCAUUCCUAUAGAACCCAAAUAAGGGCAAGAUAACCCCUAAUUCUGGGUGGGGUGGAAAGUAGGUCAGUGCUCUGUCUGGUGAAUUCUUGUGGAUGGUGUUUAAGGCCUGACCAGGAGAAUCUGUGACAGUUGCCCACAGACAAUACACGCAUGACCUAGGUUCCAGGCCAUUUCAAAGAAUCCCAGGCCCUGUCAGUGCUUUCUCCUAUAGAGAAAAACCCAUGGAAUCUGGCACCGGGGAACAGGUGCGGAAAUGAUCCAGGAGAUCUUGACUGGGCCUAUGAGGGCCUUUUAGUGGGUUCUGUUAGUUUUAGGUCACCAUCUGGGGAAACUUUCCCUGCUGAGGAAUAAUUCAGCUUCAUUUUGGGCGUUCCUGUAUAUCAGUAUAUUUUCACCCUGGAAACUGUUCAUAGCCAGUUUUUUGUUUUUGUUUUGUUUUUGACUGGGGAGGGGGGGAGCUUUGCCCUGUUCUUACUCUUCUAGCCUUUGAUGAAAGGCCAGCUUCCCAUAAGGUAUUUUGCAUGCUAUCUUACCGGCAGUUUUAGGGGCCCAAGAAUCUUCUCGGAAUCAGAGUAUGUGCCCAUAGGUUAGUCAGCUAUGACCAUGCAGUAUUCCCAGCCUCACUACCCCCCCCACCCCCCCAACUGCCAUCUGCUUCUUCUGAAUAUACCAGAUUGGCUGUACACCAGGAUGUUCCGGGAAUCCCCAGGAGAGCAACAGAAUGUGAUGGACCCAAAUAUGAUUCCUCAGUAACUCAUUCCAGGAUGUACAAACUGUAACUGUCAGGACACUCCUUAUAGCUAAUUAAAAUUCUUCUAGUUACAUCUAUUUUCUAUUACAUCUGCCUAUUUUCAGUGACAUUCAAAAGGCCAAAAUAAUCCCUCUGGUACCACUGCUUUUUUCUAUGGUUCUCAGAAAGGAAUUAAAAAAAAAAAGCUUCUCUCAGUGCCUUAUCUGUGGUGCUAAAAUGACAAGUAUGGCCCUUCUAGCACUUCACAGCUCUAUCUAUGGUACUGAGGUGGCCAAAGUGGAUCCUCUGGUAGCCCACUGCACUCUCCAUGGUACUGAAGGGGUGGCCAUUCAUUUUAAUGCCUCUGGAGUCCAAAAGGAGCCCUGUGACUUAGAACCACAAAACUUUUGAACUGGAAGGAAACAUGAGCAUAAACUAGCCCACUCCCUUAUUUUACAGAGAGGAAACUGGGAGGCUAAGGGGUUUACUUAAGGGUGCAGGGUUAUUAAUGGUCAAGCUGGGCCCACAAUAGCCUUGUACCCCUCAGCCCUAUUCUAGUUCAUCUUUCAUCACACCACUUAGUAAGCCCAUCUAGGCUUUUUGGUUUCAGGAAAGGGGUUUAUUUGGAGGAUACAGAGGAUGAAGUUGGCUGUCCUAAUUUGGAGCUACAGAAAUGCACACAUUUGUGGCUACAGAGGUCAUUUAGUAACCUAGGCCAAGGACACUUUGUUAAUCUCCUGUUAAUAAAACUCUCAUAGCCCAGAUCCCACGUGUAACAGAUACAUGCCCCUUCAUGGACUCUUACCGCAUCUACUAAAUGUCAAAAAUUAAAGAAGCCUUGGACUUCUAGAGCCUUCUCUCUCUACUGAUAAGCAGGGCUGACUCCUGGCCCAGUUCUCUUCUAUUAAAGAUCCUUAAGCAAAGUAAUACUUGAGUCCUUUUCUUUCUCAGUAACCCAUUUCAGUUUCAUAAUGCCUAUUGUAAGGAAGUUCUUUAUAUCUCAAAUAUCCUUCCUAUCUCAGGGGAAAAAAAUAGGUUAGGCCCUUGUUUGUCUGGCCUUGACCAGAUACAAUUCUAUAUGUCAACAGGAAGGUAGACUGGUUAUCCUCCCAGGCCUUUUUCUAUAAAUCUUAACUCUGGGAUUGCUUCUAAGUCCUAAUGCUGACCUCCUCUGAAGUCUAGAAUCAGGGGAGCCCCCCCCAAUCCUUUUUCUCUCAUUGCUCUGCUCCUUUCCCAGCACUGGAGCUCUGCAUAUCCCAGGCCUAGGGAAUUUUAGCCUGGAGAAUUUUAACCCCUUCCUACUCAGAGCAUGUGCUGAGCCCCUAUCUGUGCAGAUGGCCCAGCCCCGCCCCCCAUCCCUCACUCCAGCCUCUUGAGCUCAGAGCCUGUGUAAUCCUCCUCUUGUGUGAGGGAGCCUCUCCCCUGCAGAGAGGAGGAAAGCCUGCUUCGGAACAGCCCUGGACAAAGGGGCUGAGAUGCCCCAUCAAACUGCAGGCUCCAAGGUUUGAAACAAGGGGAUGAAUCCUGUCUGGUAUUUGCAGUUUUUAACCCCUUCCUGAGGCCAGCAGCGCCCCUUAACUUCCAUUCCUCCCCCAACUCUCUCUUCACCCCCUCUCCCUCUGGCUCUCUCCCCCUUCAUGCCCCUCCCCCUCUGUCUCCAGACUCUCUGCUGCUGGGAGGUGUUUCUCUCCCAUGCAUGAAUGAGUCUCUGUAAUGAAUGGAAAUGAAUGGAUCAGGAAUCCAGGCGGAGGGAGGGAGAGUGAGGGGGAAAGACAGGGUAAAGGGCAGAAGGAAGGACUGUGAAGCCUGGAAGGGUGUUUGGCUGGAUGGGUUGGCUAGGGGUCUGGAAGCAACUGGUCCCACUUGGAUAAUUGGGGAGCACGGCAAGUCCACCUCAUCUGCUCAUCACACUGCACAGCCCAGCCUCAAUGAGAUGAGGUUAUGCUGUGAUGGUUCCCCCCCAUCCCCGAAAGGUCAUGGGGUGGUGGUGGUGGUAGUUCUGGACUGGCCAUUUUGAAAGUAUAAUUUGGGGGAACAAAUCAGGGCUAUCAGGGAGCCUUGUGGGCUUGGCAAAUAAAGGGUACAGUUUUUGAGGACUGCAGGCCCCUUGGGUGCUUCAGGAUGCAAGGAGGGAGAAGGGGCAGCUUUCCGGAAUAGAGGGUGGAAGUCUGGGGUUAAGGGUGACUCCACUGCUGAAUAUCAGGGUUCAUCUUUUCCUCCAAAUCUGUCUCUCUUGCUUUAGCUCCUCAGCACCUGUUGCCUUCACUAGCAGCUUUUCCUCCUCCUCUUCCCUGCACUCCCCAGAACCAAAGAAUGUGAAGGGGGUCAAUGGAGGUGAGUGAAGCUCUGGGCUCUACUGUACUCCCUCCCCUCCCUACCUGUCUCGCCUCCUAGUAUUGGAAGCUAUCUCCUUGUCCCCAGCAUCUCAAUUCCCAUCCAACCCUCAAUUUCCCCGAGGUGAGUGGAAGGGGCAUCGGUAUUUCUGUUUCAGGCCCCAACUCACCCUCCCUGGGGUUCUUCCAGCCCUCGAUGCCCUUGCUUCACCCACAGUUGGCCCUUCUCCAUCCCUUGCUCUACUUGCACCUUUCUCCACAGGGCUCACGUCCCCGCGCCCCGGGCGGCCACUUAGCGCCGUCGCCGCCGGCCUUCGACGGCGAGCUGGAUCUGCAGCGCUAUUCCAACGGGCCAGGCUUGAGCGCGGUGUCGCCCGGGAUGGGCGCGGUGGCCUGGUCUGAAAGUCGUGCAGGCGACAGGCGCUUCCCUUGCCCUGUAUGCGGGAAGCGCUUCCGCUUCAACUCCAUCCUGGCGCUGCACUUGCGGGCGCACCCUGGCGCCCAGGCCUUCCAGUGCCCGCACUGUGGCCACCGCGCAGCGCAGCGGGCUCUGCUGCGCUCGCAUCUGCGCACGCACCAGCCUGAGCGCCCGCGUAGCCCCGCCGCACGCCUGCUGCUAGAAUUGGAGGAGCGCGCGUUACUGCGCGAGGCCCGGCUGGGGAGAGCCCGGGGCUCAGGAGGUGUGCAGGCCACCUCCGCCACUGAGGGCUUGGCGCGGCCCCAGUCUACUGCGUCGUCCGCCUUCCGUUGCCCCUUCUGCAAAGGCAAGUUUCGCACCGCGGCGGAGCGCGAACGUCACCUGCACAUCCUGCACAGGCCUUGGAAGUGCAGCCUGUGUAGUUUCGGCUCCAGCCAGGAGGAGGAGCUGCUGCACCACAGCUUGACAGCCCAUGGGGCUGCCGAGCGCCCCCUGGCGGCCACCUCCGCUGCCCCCCAGCCUCAGCCUCCACCCGAGCCGGAACCCAAGUCGGUCCCUGAGCCCGAGACAACAGCCGACCCGGCUCCUGCCGCUCCCGAGGAGCCCCCGGCGCCUCCGGAGUUCCGCUGCCAAGUGUGCGGCCAGAGCUUUACGCAGUCCUGGUUUCUCAAGGGCCACAUGCGCAAGCACAAGGCUUCCUUUGAUCAUGCGUGUCCCGUGUGUGGCCGCUGCUUCAAGGAGCCCUGGUUCCUAAAGAACCACAUGAAGGUGCACGCCAGCAAGCUGGGCCCACUGCGUGCCCCGGGGCCUGGCUCAGGGCCUACCCGGGCCCCCCAGCCUCCUGACCUGGGUCUGCUGGCCUAUGAGCCGCUGGGCCCCGCGCUCCUCUUGGCCCCGGCACCCGCCCCGGCUGAGCGCCGCGAGCCCCCGAGCCUCCUGGGCUACCUGAGCCUGCGAGCUGGCGAGGCCCGGCCCAACGGCGAGGGCGCUGAGUCUGGGCCCGGCCGCAGCUUUGGAGGCUUCCGCCCUCUGCCCUCCGCUCUCCCCGCCCGGGCUCGCCGGCACCGAACAGAGGAGCCGGAUGAAGAAGAGGAGGUGGUGGAGGCAGAGGAGGAGACCUGGGCUCGGAGCAGGGCGCUGGGCCCUCUGGCUUCGCUGCACCCGCGCCCAGGCGAGGGGCCGGGGCACUCUGCGCCUGCAGCGGGGGCCCAGGCAAGAUCGACGGUCACGCAGGAAGAGAACGGGCUGUUGGUUGGAGGGACUCGGCCGGAAGGGGGCCGGGGAGCCACCGGCAAGGAUUGUCCCUUCUGCGGAAAAUCUUUCCGCUCAGCGCAUCACCUCAAAGUGCAUCUGCGAGUGCACACAGGCGAACGCCCCUACAAGUGUCCACACUGCGACUAUGCGGGCACCCAGUCCGGCUCGCUCAAAUAUCACCUGCAGCGCCACCACCGGGAGCAGAGAAGCGGAGCAGGCCCCGGACCACCGCCGGAGCCGCCGCCCUCUUGCCAGCGGGGUUCGGCCCUGUCUUCUGGAGCCAAAGUGGCUCCGCAGCCUGCGACCUGGGUGGAGGGCGCGGCGAGCCCCCGGCCUCCUUCAAGCUGUGCCGUGCCAGGGUCGCGUCGGAAGCCGGCCAGCCCCGGGAGGACCCUUCGCAACGGGCGAGGCGGUGAGGCUGAGCCCCUGGACCUGUCCCUGCGGGCGGGGCCAGGAGGCGAGGCCGGGCCUGGGGGCGCCCUCCAUCGCUGCCUCUUCUGCCCCUUCGCCACCGGAGCCCCUGAGCUCAUGGCCUUGCACCUGCAAGUGCAUCACAGCCGUCGGGCUCGGGGCCGCCGGCCGCCCCAGGCUGAAGCGUCCCCACCCUAUGCUCGAGCACCCUCAGGGGAGACCCCUCCCAGUCCUCCUGAGGAAGGGGAGGAGGGCCCCGGGCUGUCAAGAUCGGGAGAGGCCGGGCUGGGGGGGCAAGAACGGUAGGGAGCCCUCUUAGGGGCCAUUAGCUUAGUGAGCUUUCCCCGCCGGAGCGGUGGAGCACUAGGGGUAGUUGGAUAGGACAGCCAGCAGGGGGCAGCGCGGGACCCAUAUCCCAGCCCCAGGCGGACCAGAGGUGGAGGGGCAGCGGGCGUAGGAGGGUGGGUGGGAGGUACCCACCCAUCCCAGAGGAGAGUCACAGUGCCUUAGAAGUGGCAGGGGCGAGGGUCAAAGAAUGGGGUCCCAGGAUUGGCAGAGAGAAUCGCGGCCCUGUAGAGGAGCUGCUCUGCCAGUCUUUGCUGGUCCAUAGGCGUGAAAGUUUAUUUUUGUACAAGGGGUGGGGGUGGGGGGCCCUGUACCCUUCUAGCCCCAUCAGGGGCCCUGUAGACGUUGCUAUUUUUGGUACGAUCCCUGUCAUCCCUGUCGCAGAGUCGUGUCCCCAAUAAACAGGUGUCUUGAGGCA
Molecule: messenger RNA, 7145 nt
Organism: Loxodonta africana (African savanna elephant)
Lineage: Eukaryota; Metazoa; Chordata; Mammalia; Proboscidea; Elephantidae
Gene: ZNF219
Product: zinc finger protein 219
Exons: 3
Coding region: 4496-6688 (730 amino acids)
Biological process (GO): regulation of DNA-templated transcription
Cellular component (GO): nucleus
Molecular function (GO): RNA polymerase II cis-regulatory region sequence-specific DNA binding; DNA-binding transcription factor activity, RNA polymerase II-specific
Source: RefSeq, a predicted model, not a curated record